CCAUGCCGCGCCGUGCCCGCGUGGUGAUCCGCCUGGCGCUGCGCGGCUGCGCCAACCGGCCGUCCUUCCUGCUCGUGGCGGCGCACAACUGGCGGGCGCGCGACGGGCCCUUCCUGGAGCAGCUCGGUUGCUACGACCCGCUGCCCAACGCGCAUGGCGAGAAGAUCGUGGGCAUCAACGUGGAGCGGCUGCGCCACUGGCUCGGCGCCGGCGCAUGCAUCUCCCGGCCCGCCGAGAAGCUGCUGGGUCUGGCCGGGUUCUUCCCGCUGCACCCCAUGACCAUCACCCACGCCGAGCGGCUGCGGAAGGCCAGAGCCGCAGAGGCAGCGAGAGCCUCGGAGGCCCCCGCCACCCCUGAGGAAGACACGGAGGAGUGAGGAGAGGCCGAGGUGUGCCGGCGCUGGGAGAGGGGCUGGUGCCGCCCACAGACAAUGCUGCAGCAGGAGCAGGGCUGCAGCACGUUUUGAGAAUCAACAGAAAAGACCAAAGUGUUUUCUUUCCUUGUAGCCCAUCCGACGUGCAGAAACCUUCUGCCGCUAGCACAUGCUUAGGCUAAAGGACUUACCUGGAUGCAAAUGUUGUCACUGUCUCUACUUUAAGAUCUGCUUCAGUUGUUGUUAUUCUCUAGUUCCAUUUCCAUUGAGGUUAACAAAGGGAAACCUUUGUGUGCAGCAACACCAUAAGUUUUGUAAAGGGUGGAAUAUGCAUGUCAAAGCAGUAAAGGACUUACUCUUACUCCA
Messenger RNA from Gavialis gangeticus (Gharial), 740 nucleotides. RefSeq names its product mitochondrial ribosomal protein S16 (gene MRPS16). NCBI's taxonomy places the organism in Eukaryota, Metazoa, Chordata, Crocodylia, Gavialidae. The record is from RefSeq and is a predicted model, not a curated record. Gene Ontology annotation, molecular function: structural constituent of ribosome. The coding region runs from base 3 to 377 and encodes 124 amino acids. The transcript is spliced from 2 exons. Gene Ontology annotation, cellular component: mitochondrial small ribosomal subunit; ribosome. Gene Ontology annotation, biological process: mitochondrial translation.